Molecule: messenger RNA, 1212 nt
Organism: Trichoplax adhaerens
Lineage: Eukaryota; Metazoa; Placozoa; Uniplacotomia; Trichoplacea; Trichoplacidae
Exons: 12
Coding region: 1-1212 (403 amino acids)
Biological process (GO): ribosomal large subunit assembly; rRNA processing
Cellular component (GO): nucleolus
Molecular function (GO): 5S rRNA binding
Source: RefSeq, a predicted model, not a curated record
AUGGUCAGGAAAAGAUAUAGCAAGAAAUCGAAAUCUGUUUGGAGGAAGAAGACAGACAUUUCUGAUGUUGAAGCUCACCUGGAAGAAGUUCGUAGAGAUGAAAGACUAGGAGGCCCAGCAUCUUUGAAGAGCAAUGACGAGCUGUUUUACGUUGAAAGAGGCACAGAAGAUGCGAAAUCGGAUCAAGUGCCGGCGAUAAAAGAGAAGAAAAAUAGAAAGCGGAAACCUUUAACGAUCGAGUCUCUCCUAAAACCAGUUUCUAAAGUAGAAGCAAUAAAAAGGAAAACCAAUAGUAAAGAUUAUAAUUUGGAUCUAGAGCUGAAAAAGAAAAAAAAACUGAUUGGGAAGACUAGUAAUAGUAAAGAAAAAGUACCUGACAAUAGUAAUUCACAGCAAGUUUACAGCCUGUGGCAAAGUGAUGAAAGUCUGGCCGCUAACAAUUCGAAAGGAAUAAAGAAGGGUGAUCAAAUAGCUUCUACGACAAAAGAUCAAUACAAGCGACCUGUUAGUGUUGCAAAAAUCGAAACAGAAGUGCCUAAUGUUCAAAUAUGUAGCUCAGGAGCAUCAUAUAAUCCAGCUUAUGAUGAUCAUCAGGUAUUGCUGCGUGAUGCAAUAGAUGAAGAGAUGAAAUCACUGAAAAAGCAAGAAAAAUUAGAUCGAAAGCUAGCGCUACCAGAGAACUUUCAGAACGAUGUGACAACAUGGAAAGAAGAAAUGUCAUGUGGGCUGUUUCAAACGGAAGAAAACGAAGAUGACGUAAACAGUAGCGCGUCUGAUGAUGAUAUCGCUGUUGGUAAUACUAGAACAGGAGCUAGGAGAAGGCUAACAUUACGAGAAAAAAGAUUAAAAAAGAUUAGGAAAUUACGGGCUAUGGCCAAUAACGACGUAAAAUUGAAAAAGUCUAGAAUGCAAGAUAUUUACAGGUGGAAGGCAACCUAUUCAAAGAUCGAUUUAAGAGCUUCCAAAGAAGGGGCAUUAUUGAGUCUCGAAAACCAGUUGGAUCUGUACGCAAACGUCGUGUUAAAUUUUAUGAGAAGAAAUCUUACAGGUGUUAGUGCUUAUAUUAAAGUUAAUGAGAGAUUGCAUGUCAUCAAGGAUUCAAAUUGUGGUGAUUACCGCAACAUUUGCGACGAUAUACGUCUUUGUAUGUCCAUUCGUGUGGUUCAUAGUAUUCGAUGUGUAGCUUAUGACUUGGUAGUUGGUACACUUUAA